Molecule: messenger RNA, 1261 nt
Organism: Carya illinoinensis
Lineage: Eukaryota; Viridiplantae; Streptophyta; Magnoliopsida; Fagales; Juglandaceae
Product: NEP1-interacting protein-like 2
Exons: 5
Coding region: 349-993 (214 amino acids)
Source: RefSeq, a predicted model, not a curated record
AGUUUCGUAGUUAAAAAUUCUCUGAGCUGUCUGACCUUAACACAAGGGCCUAAACGACCUCCCAUCCGAAAUCCCAGGUCUCCGUUUCUCUGUCUGUCUUUGUCUCUGUGUCUCUCCGUUUUGUCCAUGGCCACUGAUUCCACUUAAACCCAAAAUCCAGGGCUUCUCUUAUCCUGGCAGAAUCCGACAAUCUGCAGGAUUCCCAAUCCUUUUCCUUCUUUUCCCUGCAUAUGACUGAAUGUGACGUCUCGGUCACUCGGUGGUCACAACUCUUGUAGCCACUUCUGGUGCGGCUCGGACGCCUGGGGUUCCUGCGUUUCGAGGUGGGUUCGGCCGUAUCUUCCCAUCAUGGAGAACCCAGGGUUUGAUGGGGCUAGGGCUUUUCGUUCUUUACCGCGGUUGAUCGUCUACGCUGUGUCCGGAGCUCUUACGGGCUUCUUUGCUGUCGCUGGAGCUUUCACAGGAGCAAUUGCUGGUGCUGUAGCAGGUAAGGCUUCUGAUAGUGGUAUCCUCCGAGGAGCUGGACUUGGUGCCAUCGCUGGGGCUGUGCUCUCUGUAGAGGUUCUGGAGGCUUCCCGUGCUUACUGGUCUUUAGAACGAUAUGGAUCACGGAGUUCAUCAUCAAUGGCAGAUUUCAUAGAGGAGCUUUUUCGUGGGAGGUUUGUAGAGGAACAACUUACACCAGCAAUGUUAACUGCUUACGGUUGGCAGGAUGGCAUUGUUAAUAUAGGCUACGAUGAGAUGCAUGGUGUUUAUGGUGGAGUUGCAUCCAGAGGGUUGUCAGAGGAUUCUCUGAAGAAAUUACCAUUUCAUGCGAUAUUGGAGGAAAUCAAGGGAGCACAAAAUAUCUGUUGUACAAUCUGUUUGCAGGAUACUGAAGUGGGAGAAAUUGUUAGGACCCUGCCCCGGUGUCACCACAUUUUUCACUUGAAAUGUGUGGAUAAAUGGCUCAUCAAACAUGGUUCAUGCCCUGUAUGCAGACAAGAAGUUUAAAUGUAUGUGGAAUCCUGCUUGGUGUACAGAAAAGCCCUAAAUGUGAUUAUUUAGUUGUUUUUUUUCCUUUUGUGGGCAAAAUGUAAUGUUUGUAAUAAGUUGUAAGAAAAAACAAUGUUGUGUUUGUACUAUAGUGUUAUUAGCAGACAAUAUAGCUUGGUGUCUGUACCCAUAUAAUUAGGUAGUUUGUGUUGUUCAAUUAGGCCAAGUGAAUCAGGUACUUUUUUGUAUCAUAAUCACAAUAUUUGUAGUAUUCAGUUCCGAAAAA